This is a messenger RNA of Podarcis raffonei (Aeolian wall lizard), 1176 nucleotides long. RefSeq names its product neurogranin (gene NRGN). Gene Ontology annotation, molecular function: calmodulin binding. The record is from RefSeq and is a predicted model, not a curated record. NCBI's taxonomy places the organism in Eukaryota, Metazoa, Chordata, Lepidosauria, Squamata, Lacertidae. The transcript has 3 exons. Bases 400 to 615 code for a protein of 71 amino acids.
UCUAUGUCGAGCUGGGUACUGUUUGUUCUUGAUUGUGUUUCUAUGGCACAAAGAGCUCUCUAAUGCCAACUGGGCUGCCUGUCUCUUUAAGUAUUUAAAGGGUGUUAGAAGCGAGGGGAGUUGCUGUAAAACAAGCUGGGGAAAGAGAGAGAGAGAAAUUAAAAAGCAAGAGGAGAACUGGAGCUGCCUGAGUAGGUCUGAUAGGCUCCCCAGCUGAGAGUAAGUGGGUUACGUAGGCAAUAAGCUCUGCUCAACUUCAGCACCUACGGAAAGAUCUGUUCUGGAGGCAGCAGGGAAAAAGCAAGUUCUCGUAAGUGGAGAAGGAAACAGAUCUCUGCCUUCCCAGGGUGUAUCUAGCUCCUGUUGGCUGGGGAACUCUUAAUCAGAUUGGCACCCACGAUGGACUGCUGUAAUGAAGGGGCUUGCACCAAGCUGGAUGAAGACAUCAUGGAUAUUCCCUUGGAUGACCCCAGUGCCAAUGCGGCUGCCGCCAAGAUCCAGGCCAGUUUCCGUGGCCAUAUGACUAGGAAGAAGAUCAAAGGGGGAGAGCGCAAAAGCAAGGACCCCGAGUGCACGAGCAGCACUCGUGCGGGGGACCUACGCAAUGGAGAUUAAGUGUGGCUAAGAAGAAAUGGAACGGCACAGAAGCAUCCAAGCUGGUUUCCCAUUGGUCCUCUCAACAGCACCCUUUCACUUCCAGAAGAACAAUCACCACCCCAUUGAGUCUGAUCACAGAAGAGAUGCAAUGCUCUCCUGGACCGCCUUUAUUUUUAGAGCCGCUAUCCCUAUUCUUUCUGUUAAAAAACAAAAAUCAUAUUGGCACUCCUUGCUUCCUCCUUUGCACGCUGUCUCUAACCCCUCCCUGUGUACAUAUCAGUUGUUCUUCAGUUCCCCCCAAAUUAUAUACACAUAUAUCACACCCACACCUGUGCGAUAUAGAACGGAGCUUUCUUUUGCAGCGCUCAUAACCUGUAAGCUUGCCUCUCCACUUCUCAGUUUUGGGGGGCCUCCAGGCAUUUGCUACUCAGUCCUGCAUUCUAAGCAGUCUGAGCUGAGGCAAAGAGGCUAUUCUUCUUAUAGCUCGGCCUUUAAGCCUUUUCCAUCACUGGCCAGAGUCUGGAGACAAGGCAGUGGAGCUGCGAGUGGUAUGAUAGAACGGCUUGCUCUACAGCACAC